Ostreococcus tauri is the source of this 1056-nucleotide messenger RNA. Its product is annotated as Isopenicillin N synthase-like. Bases 1 to 1056 code for a protein of 351 amino acids. Gene Ontology annotation, molecular function: dioxygenase activity. The transcript has a single exon. NCBI's taxonomy places the organism in Eukaryota, Viridiplantae, Chlorophyta, Mamiellophyceae, Mamiellales, Bathycoccaceae. The record is from RefSeq and is a predicted model, not a curated record.
AUGCCCACCGACGUCGAUCCCUCACGCGUGAUCGACGUCACCUCGCUCCUGCACCGCAACUGUUCCGAAGACGUGUACACCGAUAUCGGUCGCGAGAUCGUUGCGCAGUGUCGAGCGACGGGUUUUUUCUCCGUCUCUCUAACGGUUUGUCCCGACGGUAAGUUCACCGCCCUGGAUGCGUGUCUCCGGGCGUUGAGCCGCGCCGAAUACGUCGACGAUGACGUAUCGAUAUCGGCCGAGACCUCGGACCCGGGUGUGGUGACGUUCGAGGACUGUCGAACGUGGUUCGCGCGUUCACCGGUUGAAAAAUCCAAGUACGCGCUCGUCGACGGGCGCGGGUACCAGAGAUUGGGCGAAAACGUUACCGAAAACGCAGCGGAUCAACAUGAGGCGAUCGACUAUUAUCGACCAUACGCUGUGCGUGAGCCCGGGACGCUGAAGGGGCCGCAUGUGGACGUGGGGGAUGAUGCGCUCAACGCGCGUGUGGAUGCGAGAGCGCUUGGCUCGAUGCGGCUCGGUCGAGCGUUACUGCGAGCGAUCGCCCGGUACUUGGAACGUGACUUGGAAGGGAUGUUAGAGAGACCGAUCGAAUCGCUCGUCGAUCGCUCGUUUUGGAUCUUACGACUGAUACACUCCCCCGGAAUAAGUGAUGAUGACUCCGAGAUGGACGAGAAGAUGAGUUGCGGUGCGCACACGGAUUACGGAUUCUUGUCUUUCUUACAAGCCACGCACGCGGGAUUGCAGGUUAAGCACGAAGACGGGAAGUGGGUCAAUGCACCGCACGGCGAUGAUGUCAUCGUGUGCAACAUCGGUGAGAUGCUCGAGCUCUGGACCGAUGGAGCGCUCAAGGCGACUCGGCACAGAGUGAUUCGUCGGAGGCGCGAUUCGUGUUCAAAAGAAUCCAGAUACUCCAUCGCCUUUUUCUAUGAACCGAAUUACGAUGCAGUGAUCGACAAUAAUUUGACCGGUACCCUCCCAUCAGGGCGAAUCCGACGCGUGCGCUACGCUGACUUUCUGAACCGAAAGGUUGCGUCAAACUUUCAGACAGUUGCGUGA